This is a messenger RNA of Thunnus maccoyii (southern bluefin tuna), 4562 nucleotides long. RefSeq names its product WD repeat-containing protein 37. The transcript has 14 exons. The coding region runs from base 202 to 1692 and encodes 496 amino acids. The record is from RefSeq and is a predicted model, not a curated record. Gene Ontology annotation, cellular component: preribosome, large subunit precursor. Lineage: Eukaryota; Metazoa; Chordata; Actinopteri; Scombriformes; Scombridae. Gene Ontology annotation, molecular function: protein binding.
CCCUCCUAGAAAUUAAAAAAAAAAAACUAGCGGAGCUCGUCAACUGUCAACACGGAUUUCUGGACAAAACCAGCGUAGCCUUCGCACUCACUGGAGAAAAUGUUAGAAAGGACGACAUUUCCUACAAUAUCCCGGAAUAAAACGUUGUAUUUGUAGACUUUCUGACUGUGCUUACAUCAGGCCUAGAAGGAGGGAGGGAGGAUGCCGGUGGAAAGCGGGAGCAGCGCCGCCGCCCGCCAGGCGAAGCAGAAGAGGAAGUCUCACAGCCUGUCCAUCCGCAGGACCAACAGCACCGAGCAGGACCGCUCCGGCCUGCAGAGAGACAUGCUGGAGGGACAGGACUCCAAACUGCCUCUGUCUCUGAGGAGCAAUCUGCUGGACCUGUUCAGUCAGAUCGAGAGGGAGUUCGAGAACCUCUACAUUGAAAACCUGGAAUUACGCAGAGAAAUCGAAACACUGAAUGAUCGUUUGGCUGCAGAAGGACAGACGUUCGAAGGGGCAGAUUUAGCCAAAGGAGCACUUAAAACGAAAGCGAGUCACAGCACGAGCCAGCUGUCACAAAAACUAAAGACGACCUACAAGGCUUCCACAAGCAAGAUUGUGUCCAGUUUCAAAGCGACCACGUCCAGAGCGGUGUGCCAGCUGGUCAGGGAGUAUGUCGGCCACAGAGACGGCAUCUGGGACCUGAGCGUCACCAGGACGCAACCUGUGGUGCUCGGUACCGCAUCUGCAGACCACACUGCUAUGUUGUGGAGCAUUGAGACGGGGAAAUGCCUCCUCAAAUAUUUGGGUCAUCAAGGAUCAGUCAACUCCAUCAAGUUUCACCCCACUGAACAGAUGGCGCUAACAGCCUCUGGAGACCAGACGGCUCACAUCUGGAGAUACAUGGUGCAGCUGCCGACUCCACAGCCUGUUGCCGACAUCAGCCAGCAAACACCCUGCGAAGACGACGUUGACUUUUCGGACAAAGAUGAGGCAGACGGCGAGGUUGACGGUCCAAACGACUGCCCUUCUCUCCGCGUGGCGACCACUACGCUGCGCAGCCAUCAGGGUGUGGUGAUCGCUGCUGAUUGGCUGGUGGGGGGCAAACAGGUGGUGACGGCCUCCUGGGACAGAGCCGCCAACCUGUACGAUGUGGAAACAUCUGAACUGGUCCACUCGCUCACUGGCCAUGACCAGGAGCUGACUCACUGCUGCACACACCCCACCCAGCGACUGGUGGUCACCUCGUCCAGAGACACAACCUUCAGACUGUGGGACUUCAGAGACCCGUCCAUCCACUCUGUCAACGUGUUCCAGGGACACACUGACACGGUGACGUCUGCUGUGUUCACGGUGGGAGACAACGUGGUGUCUGGGAGCGACGAUCGCACCGUCAAAGUGUGGGACCUGAAGAACAUGAGGUCGCCCAUAGCAACCAUCCGCACCGACUCUGCCGUCAACAGGAUCAGCGUCUCGGUGAACCAGAAAAUCAUCGCUCUUCCUCACGACAAUCGGCAGGUCCGGCUGUUCGACAUGUCCGGGGUGCGACUGGCUCGACUCCCACGGAGCAACAGACAGGGUCACCGGCGGAUGGUGUGCUGCUCCGCCUGGUGUGAGGACAACACCUCCUGCAACCUGUUCACCUGCGGCUUCGACCGGCAGGCGAUCGGCUGGAACAUCAACAUCCCGGCGCUGCUGCAGGAGAAAUGACCUCCCACCUGCGACCUGUCACCUUUACAGUGACGCUCCACCCCAAAGUCUGUCCUCUAGAGUAUCAAACACUCAUCGUCAGUAGGCUUCAGAGGCGCCUGUGAAAAGUUCGCUUUUCGUUCGUGCGACGUCUCCGAUGGAGGAUGAAACCCUUUAACAGCCGUCUUCCGAGCCUACAGGAGGUCAGUGUUUGAUCUCCCGCAGCCCGAGGAACGAGGCAGGAAAAUGACUCGUGCACGCUGCCUGUCAUGCUCUCUAACUCACCACCGCCAAUAUAAACAACCUGUGUGCCACUGAUGAGAAAAAGCACAGAGACAUAACAAGGGAGGUUCCUCUUCUUCUUCUUCUUCUUCUUCUUCUUCUUCCUCUUCCCUCACCCUGUCAGCACAUAUCUGCUUGAUGCUGAUUUAAGCUACAACACAGUAAAUCUAAUCUGUGCCACUAACAGCAGAUUCCUGUUUGGGACAAAAGGUGGCUGUCUGAUGCUUUAAAGGAAAAAUCCACUAGUUUUAUAUAAUCAGUUUUUAGUGUUUUAGUGCAUUUCAGGAGUUCAUCUUGUCUUUCUGAACCUCUUUCUUUAAAUAACCUCACUUUUACAAUUACAAAAACAGUUUCUUCUUUCUAUUCUGGUCUCAAAAUUAUUAUCUGUUCUUCUGUGAUGGAUUUAUUUCAUUAUGAUUGAUUAACAUUUGUGCAAAAUCACUGUUUGAUUUUAAGGGGCUGAAGCUUAAAUCUGGCUCCCUGAACAUUUUCAGCUUUGAGUAAUGUCAUGACAAGACAAACUAUGUUGUAUUUGGCCAGUUAUCUAUUUAGGUCAGCUGUUUUUUUUUUUUUUUUUUUUUUUUUAACAGUGUUAAAGUGGAUUUUUCCUCUCGAGUUUUAUUCCAAAAUAUUUUGUUUGGCAUCUGAUAUUCACAGUUUGAUAUCUUACAACACACAUUCAAUACUAACAAGGAAUGUGUGUAAAACUCAUAAAACAGGUGACACCUUCACUUUAAAGCCUGCUAUUGUUUAUAUAAGUUAAUAUAUGUAGAUUAUAAUAGAUUAUAAGAGUAGCUUUGUUUUGUCAGAUGACAGAUAAUCAUAUUUUGGAAUGAAACUCUGCUCUUGUUCAGAGGUUCGGGAGUGUCUGCGUGAUACUGAAAUGCACCUUUUUUUUUAAAAAAAAAAAAAAACCCAAUAGCUGUUACAAUUUUUGUUUUGUUGCUUUUCUGUACAUAGUCGUCACAGUGUGAGGAAGAGUGUGGAAAAUACCCAACAGCGAGGUGAAUAAUUUAUGCUGUUGUCUGCUCGGCUCAACUCUUUCACGGUCCCGUUCUGUAGAGGAAAUCAAGGCGGAUAAAGAAACUGUAAUUGGCUGAGUGUGUUCGGUCCUCGCCAAGCGCGUAUCAUCAAAAAACCAUUUCCUGUUCUGGCAGUGAUGCUGGUUUCUCUCCUGUGUGGAUACGCUUGUACUGCCGGUGUAACGUCAGCCCCUCAAAACAAGACUUUUCAUACUAAUUAUCAUGAUGAUCCUGGACAAACCGAACCCAAACAUUUCAACCUCAACCAGGCGUUCAGGAAAGCGGUUACGGUUUUAAAAUGCAAACUUAUCAGAGGGAAACAAAUCUUUUAAUGAGUUAAAAGGUGAAAAUAAGAUUCCUUGCGGGUAUAAAGUAGCAAAAAAACAUGAUUUACUCCGGCAGAGAGGUGGUGACUUCUAUUUAAGUUUGCAAAAUCCAAUUUUCAGAGCUAAAUUACUACUACUCAUAAUAUAUGUGAUUGUAACCUACUAACAAAAUCAAAGUUAAGACGUUUAAGUAUUAAAUAAUCAAUCUCAAUUAAAGAAUCACUCUAAACUUUGAUCAUCUGUACACCAGAAUAAACAUUUUAAUAAUUAAUGUUGUAUAAAUUCCAGCCACUGAGGACUUAGAAAUCUGUGCACCAAUUUUUGAUUUUACAUGAUUUGUAAAUAAAUUAAAGCAACACUCUCGUCUUGUAUUUUCCGUGAGAAAUGUUCAGGUUCUGUUCUGCGAUCCGGGACUCUGAUAUGUCGUAUGAAUGACAGUCUCUCAUCAGAGCCGCUAUGUUGUCUAAUGACUGAAACUCCUCCUCACUGGUCGCAGCGUUGUGGUUUCUCUCGGUGGUUUUCUCUCCGCCGUGGACGAGCAGGCGAAGCUUCCUGACUCGUAGAGCUACUGAAUUUAAAACGCCGCCGCCGUAGUCCAGUGAAUACGUUGGUCGUUAUUAUCUGGAACGUGUGGAGGUAAGACUCGUGUGCUGGAAGGAAAGGUGAUUUCAGUGUUUCUGUAACUGCUCUGUACAAGUACGUCUCUUAAGAGCAACACCUGUUGAAAUGGUUGUGAGGCAGGGCUGGGUACCGGUAUAUAUGUGAUGCUUUUGGUGCUGUACCGGUUUUAAAGGACUAUAUGGACCAUUAGUCGCCCUUUUUGACCUCUGAAGUAUUUCCAGGAACUAAACCCAUAGUAAGCAAGCGGUGGUUAUCGAUAUCUAGACCAGGCUGGAAAUCCCUGGAGACGAGAGUUGGAAUAUUAAUGUUAAAGUUAUGAUGUCGACUUUGUUUAUUGUGCUCAAUUUUUCUGUCUUUAUGUCUACUUAGCGAGUCGAGUCAUUCAAAUUCACAAAUAGCAGCUAAAAAUCUGAAGGACGGAGUAAUCAUCUGCCCCCUGUUAGCAUACAUCAGCUACAUUUAUUAUGUGCUGCAAAAAUACUAGUAAAAGGAAGAAAGCAUGCGGCUGCUAUUUGAGAAUUUUAAUGACUUGCUAAAUAGAAAUAAAAGUAAAAAAUUGUGCACUUUAAAUGACUACAAUUGUAAGUAAAAAUUGUAUUUACAUGGGGGGUGAGAGGAAGUAGUGAAAAACCUUUUUUUU